AUGAGCAAGCCCCAAGCAAUCGGAUCCAACUACAGAGUCGCACUCGGUCUCCCAGUCGGUGCUGUCAUGAACAGUGCUGAUAACUCUGGUGCCAAGAACUUGUACGUCAUUGCCGUCAAGGGUAUCAAGGGUCGUCUCAACAGAUUGCCAGCUGCUGGCGUUGGAGACAUGGUCAUGGCCACCGUCAAGAAGGGAAAGCCCGAGCUCAGAAAGAAGGUCUGCACUGGUCUGGUCGUCCGUCAGAGAAAGCAAUGGAGACGCAAGGACGGCACCGUCCUCUACUUUGAGGAUAACGCUGGUGUCACCUGCAACCCAAAGGGUGAGGUCAAGGGUAACAUCCUCGGACCAGUUGCCAAGGAGUGCUCUGAUUUGUGGCCAAAGGUUGCCACCAACGCUGGAACCAUCGUUUAA
Acytostelium subglobosum LB1 is the source of this 411-nucleotide messenger RNA. RefSeq lists its product as hypothetical. The transcript is spliced from 3 exons. Gene Ontology annotation, cellular component: cytosolic large ribosomal subunit; ribosome. Gene Ontology annotation, biological process: translation. The coding region runs from base 1 to 411 and encodes 136 amino acids. Gene Ontology annotation, molecular function: structural constituent of ribosome; large ribosomal subunit rRNA binding. NCBI's taxonomy places the organism in Eukaryota, Evosea, Eumycetozoa, Acytosteliales, Acytosteliaceae. The record is from RefSeq and is a predicted model, not a curated record.